AUACCACAGGAAGGAAACGACCGGAUACGGGCCCCCAGACGCCCUGUGAAAACUAUCACACGAAUAAUACAAAAACUAUUCCGUUCCACCGAAUUUAACCUUAGUAUAAAUAACAGUGCAAUACUGAAAUGACAUCAGUCUCUAAACGUCGGUAACAAUCACAUCAACAAUGAUGUUGACACAAGUUUUCACCCUCGCCCUGGUUGCGUUGUCAGCAGCUCACAAAGUAGAGCUAGCUGAUGAGAAGACUCCCUACGAUUAUGUGAAAGAACGUUUGGACGCUCUCGGAACUGACGGGAAAACUGGAUUGCCUUUAUCCAAUAGUUAUGAAGUGGAAGAAAGUGAAGAUUAUCCUGAACAAAUAGAAGGAGCUGCCUCUACUGUUUUGAAUACUGUUACUGGUGUUGGUGGAGUUGGUGGAGUUGGCGGAAUCGGUGUUGGUGGACUGGGCUUAGGCCAAGGACUCGGCUACGGUGGUAUCGGACUAGGAGGCAUUGGCCAAGGAUUGGGACUCGGACUCGGUGUUGGCGGUGUUGGCGUCGGUGGUGCUGGUGUGGGUGGAGUUGGCGGUGUUGGUGUUGGUGGCGUUGGUGGUGUCGGAGGAGUUGGAGGCGUUGGUUUUGGCAACGGAGUCGGCCUUAUCCACCCUGGAAUCGGCGGAUUGGGAGUUGGAGGUAUCGGUCUAGGAAACGGUUUGUUGUACCACCCCCUGAUCGGACAGCAAGUGAGUGGUGGAUACGUUGACAAAAAUGCUUACGAUGCCGCUCAGAAAAAGGGUGCUGGAGAGAAUUUAGAAAAAAUAGAAAAGAAAGCUGAGGAGGAAGUCAAACAUGGCCAGGAAGGUUACCAACAGGGUGCUGCCGCCGCUUUAGCUGCUAAGGGCGAAUCAAGUUUUUACAAGGAUGAAGAAGCAAAGAAAAAAGCCGCCGGUGACGAGAAAUUUUACGAAGGCAACUCGAAACUCGAUAAACAUGGUGCUAACGAGGAACAGGUGAAAAAGGCCAAGAGCCACAAGAAAGGUCACGUAAGCAAGGGUUUCAAGAGUUCUAGUAGCAAGAAUGAAGAGGAAAAAACUGAGAGCUUCUACGACGAGGCCCAUGACGAGGCUGAUCAUAAGCUUGCUGGACACAACGCUGGUUCCUUCGGCGAGAACGCUCAGCAAGGAUUCAAGGGAGCUCAUGAAGAGAAGAUUUUGGAUGCUAACGCUCAAGGCAAGGAAGGACAUCACGUGUCUGAGCAGAAGAUCGAUGACUCCAAGUCUAAUAAGGGCGAAUACCUGCAGAAAGGCUACAAGGGUGGUGCCGAAGUCCUGGAGAAAUUCAACAACCUCGGAGCUCACUCUGUGCAUGGACAUCAAGAGGCUACAGGCGGCUACCAACAGAACAAGGGAAUCCUGCCCAUCCACCGUUAAAAAAUGUUCCUUUUGAUCAACGGAUG
Molecule: messenger RNA, 1437 nt
Organism: Spodoptera exigua (beet armyworm)
Lineage: Eukaryota; Metazoa; Arthropoda; Insecta; Lepidoptera; Noctuidae
Source: the annotation of a GenBank genome assembly